Molecule: messenger RNA, 1702 nt
Organism: Nilaparvata lugens (brown planthopper)
Lineage: Eukaryota; Metazoa; Arthropoda; Insecta; Hemiptera; Delphacidae
Product: solute carrier family 12 member 9
Biological process (GO): potassium ion import across plasma membrane; chloride transmembrane transport; cell volume homeostasis
Cellular component (GO): membrane
Molecular function (GO): potassium:chloride symporter activity
Source: RefSeq, a predicted model, not a curated record
GUGAACUGCGCGACCCGGCCAAGAACAUUCCGAAAGGCACUCUGUCGGCGGUGGCGUUCACACUGUGCUGCUACCUGACCAUUUCGGUGCUGAUUGCGGCCACCUGCGACCGCUUCCUGCUGCAGAACAACUACAUCUUCAUGCUGCCCACCAAUGUGUGGCCGCCCUUUGUCACCAUCGGCAUUCUCACCGCCACGUUCAGUGCCUCCUUGAGCAACCUCAUCGGCUCCAGUCGCGUGUUGGAGGCGCUCGCUAAGGAUAAUGUCUUCGGGCAGCUGUUGAUGUUCAUCAGCAAGGGAGUGUGGCGCAGCAACCCGCUGGCGGCCGUGUUCCUGUCGUGGCUGCUGGUGCAACUCAUCCUGUUGAUCGGCUCACUCAACCUCAUCGCUCAGAUCAACUCGGUGCUCUUCCUGCUCUCCUACCUCGCCACCAACCUCGCCUGUCUCGGCCUUGACCUCGCGUCCGCGCCCAACUUCAGGCCUUCGUUCAAGUACUUUUCGUGGUACACAGCGUUGAUUGGCCUGAUAGGAACUCUGGUGAUGAUGUUUGUGAUCAACUCGGUGUACGCUGCAUCCAGCAUUGUGCUCUGUCUUCUUCUAGUUCUCCUGCUGCAUCUCUUCUCUCCUUCUAGAUCGGCGCACUGGGGUUCCAUAUCACAGGCGCUUAUUUUCCAUCAGGUGCGAAAAUACCUACUAAUGCUUGACUCGCGGAAAGACCAUGUGAAGUUCUGGCGACCACAGAUGCUGCUGAUGGUUGGCAACCCACGCAGCUGCUGUCCUCUCAUCAGCUUCGUCAACGACCUCAAGAAGAGUGGCCUGUAUGUGCUGGGCCACGUCAAAGUGGGACCUGAGUUCAGCCAAAUGAGUGACGAUCCCACGCUCGACGAGUACUCACACUGGCUGUCACUCGUCGACCAUAUCAAAGUGAAAGCGUUCAUAGAGCUGACAGUGGCUCGAUCGGUGCGGGAAGGACUGCACCAUUUGGUGCACCUCUCAGGUCUGGGUGCCAUGAAGCCCAACACCAUUGUCUUCGGAUUCUACGACGAUCAAAUACCGCAUGACUAUUUCUUGGAUGCCGACUCGCCGUACCGCACAGAGCGGUUCCAGCAGGAGUGUGGAGGUGCCAGUGGUGGGGGUAGUGAAGGUGAAAGUGGAAGAGGCAGUGGAGGGGGUAGUGAGGUGUUUGGCCUGCGGCAGUCAGUUGAGGAGAAGCAGUUGAGCGGCCAGGAGUUUGUGUGUCUGAUCAGCGAUGUGCUGCGAAUGAAGAAGAACGUGUGUGUGUGUCGACACUUUCACACUCUCAACAAAGCAAAGGCCGCCGUCAAGUCGGGCAGUUUUAAAUACAUUGAUGUAUGGCCAGUCAACUUCUUCCAUCCAAACGCUGAGGAUCCGUUCAACACUACCAGCCUAUUUAUGCUACAGUUGGCCUGCAUUAUAAAUAUGGUGCGUGGCUGGAAGCACCUGCAGCUGCGUGUGUUCCUGUGCGACAGCAACAUGGCGGUGACCGGCCUGACCGAGUUCCACGCUCAACGCUCCACCGAACAGAGGUUCCGUCAUCUGCUGCACUCGCUCAGAAUUAAGGCUUCCAUACAUCCGGUGGCAGAAUGGUCGACUCAGUUGGCGUCCCUGAGAGGGGGAUCUGUGUUCCGGACCAAAGACCAUGAAGUGUCCGACGGUCAUGUGGCAAAAACUUAUUUGUCAAA